AAAACAAGUAUGGCUGCGCCCAGUAAUAGGAAAACAACCCGCCUGUUUCAGACUGCCAAAUGAACUUUUAACGAACUUGACGCGUAUAUAUGGGUGCGAGUAAAGCACAACAGUGAACUAAGCAUGCUGCUAGUACGCGGCAAAUCCAACUCCCUUCUCAGGUCGGCCUCACCGCUUUGCCGUUGCCUGUGCACUGCCGGCGCACCGCAUAGUGGGCAGUUAAAAGGCAAGCAGCGCAAAGUGCGAAACAUCGGCAUCGUAGCCCAUGUGGACGCGGGCAAGACGACCAUCACAGAGAGGAUACUGUUCUACAGCGGCCUGACCCGCGCCAUGGGCGAGGUGCACGACGGCGACACGGUGACCGACUGCCUGCCCCAGGAACGCGAGAGGGGCAUCAGCAUCACCGCUGCCACGGUGACCUUUCCGUGGCGAGACCAUCGCGUCAACCUGAUCGACACGCCGGGUCAUGUUGACUUCAGCAUGGAAGUGGAGCGUUCCCUACGAGUAAUGGACGGAGCUGUCACCCUCCUUGAUGGAUCUGAGGGUGUCCAGGCACAGACCGUUACGGUGUGGGAGCAGGCCUGUCGCCACAAUUUGCCUCGGCUCAUCUUUGUGAACAAAAUGGACAAGGCUGCCGCCAGCUUUGAUGCUUGCGUAUCUGAUGUGCGUGCAAAGCUGGCAGCCUCUCCUCUGGUGGUGCAGCUGCCACUUAGAACUGUGGACAAAAUGGUUGGCAUUGUUGACUUGGUCACCAUGGAAACAGUUAUGUGGCCUGCAGAUUCCCACCAGGGCCGUGUCUUCACUCGUGAACCUCUUCCAACGGGAACUAGCCAAUACGAAAAAGCCGCAAGGAAGAGGCAGGAGCUCAUUGAAGCGGCAGCGGAACUUGAUGACCAGUUAGCAGACCAGUUCUUGCUGCAAGAUCGGCAGGUCCCACCAGCUGAACUGAUGGCAGCGUUACGGAGAAUUACCAUUUCGGGAAAGGGUGCACCCAUGCUGUGCGGCAGUGCCUAUCGCAACCUCGCUGUGCAGCCCCUGCUGGAUGCCGUCAUUGACUUCCUACCUGGACCUGUGGUUUCCGAUGGUAGCGGGCAGCUAGCUGCACUGGCAUUUAAGGUGGUGCACACCAAGUUCAAGGGCCCGCUAACUUUCGUGAGGCUGUAUAGUGGCCGCAUCGCAACAGGCCAGCGACUGUACAAUGCCACGCGGGACCUGUCCGAGAAAGCAGUCGAGCUGGUUGAAGUGACGGCCGACGAAUACCGCACCGUGAGUGAGGCCGUGGCCGGUGAUGUGCUGGCCAUUGCCGGACUCCAGCGCAGCGUCACCGGAGACCUGCUGGUUGCCAGUGCCUCUACGGCUCGCUCGGCCCUCGAAGGGCCUGCCGGUCAGCGGGCGGCGAUGCAUGUUCCCGAACCCGUAGUGCUGUGCAGUAUCGAGGCCCCAUCUAUGCGUCAGCAGAAUGCACUGGACGCUGCCCUGGCCUGCAUGUUACGUGAGGACCCAGCCCUGCGGCUCAGCCACUGUCCAGACACUGGGCAAAUGGUAUUGGGUGGCCUGGGACGGCUUCACCUGGAAGUGACACGGGACCGCAUUCUGCUUGAGCACAAUGUGGAUGCCAGCCUGGGCCCUCUUCAGGUGGCCUACAAGGAAAUGCCGACAGAUUACUCGGCCAAGCCAGUGCGACACCUGUUAGACCGUGCUGCAGGUGGUACAAAUCACAAGGUCGAAGUUGAGAUGCGCGUGUUACCAUCCGACACUCAGUUUCAAGAGUUAAAGGUGGUAGUGACCGAUGACAACGGCCUGGGGCAGCUCUGGCAGCAGCACAGACGGGCUCUCAACUCUGGUGUGUCGUUGGCACUGUCACACGGACCCUUGCGAGGUUUCCCGGUGACCAGUGCCAGCGUUGAGCUGCUGUGGUGCCAAGUGGGUCGCGGAACCUCCUUGGCUAUGGUCAGUGCGGCCGCAUCCCAGUGUAUUGCUAAGUGUUUGGCCAACGCGGCUGUCGUGCUCAUGGAACCUAUCAUGGACGUUCAGGUAUCCACUCCUGAGAUGUAUCUUGGCCGUCUACUAAGUGACUUUUCGCAGAGGAGGGCAACGAUUAAAGCAAUAUCCCAACGACAAGACAUGCGGGUCUUGGAUGUCGAGGUUCCACUUGCUGAAAUGAACGAUUAUGCGGACGUGGUGCGAACGCUGUCCUCUGGCCGUGCUAGUUUCACCAUGUCGUUAGCUGCCUAUCAUCCCAUGGGAGCGCAAGAAACUGCUGUGGCAUUGAGGCGGCUUGCUGGAUUCACCGAGAAUGUCUGAGGCCAAGAAGACUGGUCAUAUGUGUUUUGUCAUCUGUCUGUUGCUGUAAAUCAUGCAUUGUGCAAGCCAUAUGCUAUUAGUAAUAAUAAAAUACGUUGUUUUGUUGA
Messenger RNA from Rhipicephalus sanguineus (brown dog tick), 2411 nucleotides. RefSeq names its product ribosome-releasing factor 2, mitochondrial-like (gene mRRF2). Lineage: Eukaryota; Metazoa; Arthropoda; Arachnida; Ixodida; Ixodidae. The record is from RefSeq and is a predicted model, not a curated record. Gene Ontology annotation, cellular component: mitochondrion. Gene Ontology annotation, molecular function: GTPase activity; GTP binding; translation elongation factor activity. Gene Ontology annotation, biological process: ribosome disassembly; mitochondrial translation.